This is a messenger RNA of Entrophospora candida, 1495 nucleotides long. The record is from the annotation of a GenBank genome assembly. NCBI's taxonomy places the organism in Eukaryota, Fungi, Glomeromycota, Glomeromycetes, Entrophosporales, Entrophosporaceae.
AUGUCUCUGUGUUCUGAAAAUGAACCUGUUCUCCAGGCAAUUGGUGAGACUCUUCUCCCAUCAAGGCACUGCAUCCCAGAGCUUUGUCUGGUAAUGGAUGGCAAAAAGCAAAAGGGGUCAGGUUGCUUUGGCUAUCUCGACAUUUUUGUUCUGAGAGGAAUUGGGUGUAAUGAUAUUAGUUUAGAACUAAAAUACAUUUCAUUAGUUGGUUUGAUGAGAGAUAAUAAAGGAAAUCAGAUAAAGGAAUUUGAUGCAAAUGAGUUAGAAAAAUUAGACAAGAUACUCAAAAAGGAAGAUGAAGAAUCUUUACUAAAAAGGCGAUAUGUAUAUUGGUGCAAAGAGCUCAAAAAAACGAAGAAGACAACUAUACAUGAGGUAUUGGAUGAUGGAGUAAAACAGGCGAGAUCAUACAUGAAUACAAUCGCAAAGGGACAGGCUAUUGGUUAUUCUGCUUCAGGAGUAUUUGAUGAACGGAUCAGGAUAACUAAAUCAGACCUUAAUAAGCUGAAAGGGUUUGUCAUCAUAGUGAUUGGAUUUCGUCGCAUCAUAUGGAGAUCUGCUGAAGAUACAGUUUCUAACUAUAGAUAUAAUAAGUCUAAAGACUCAUCCGAAUCAGAUUUAUUGAGGCAAGAGAAUGCCAGGCUUAUGACUAGAGUCAAAGAAUUAGAACAGACUGCAAAAGAAAAAGAAGAGCUUGAGGCUAGAAUUGCGGAAUUGGAACAUGCUAUGGAAGAGAAUACUCAGCUUGAAGCUAAAGUAGCUAAAUUGGAAUACGAUUUUGAGGAAAUCAAAAAGCGAACCCAAACCAUUACUAAUACACAGGAAGCAAAACUUCAAAUCUCUGAUUCAUCCUUAAAUUAUUCAGAAUCACAAGUAACUUCUCUACCUCACUGUGAAACAAAUGACUCUGUAACUACUAGCAUUACUCCAAUAACUCCCGAGCAGAUAGAAAAUACAUCUGAUAAUGCACCAAAUUCUGAUGUAUGUCAGGAGACAAAGACUCAAUGCUCUGCAUCAUCAAUUUGCAUAGAAACUAAAUCUUCAGAAAAUAAAGAAAUGAACGAUUUCCUAGACUCAUUACAUAAAGAAAAGGUUAGAUCCCAAGACUUAUCUUCGGAUAAUUAUUCACAAUCUACUAAAAACAAAGUACAGAAAUUCACGUUAGAAAUUUCUGAAAACUCCAAUUUGCAGUUACAAUAUACUGGUUCUAUUAUCAAUGGUAAUGUAGAUAGUGACAUGACUCCAACCUUGAAUGAAACAGAAUCUCAACCCAGCAAUGAUAACUUUACACUUUUAUAUGAAAAACUUUGUGAUGCUAUAAUUCUUGCUGAUCGUAAAACUCAAGAAGCUAUUUUGUGUUACUGCUUAUUUGGAAAAGCUCUUAUGCAAAGACGUAAUGAAAUAGCAUCAGAAAACAAGACACCAAUUGUUACCGGUAGUUCAGUUGUUGCAUUAGAGUAUCGAGAUGGUAUUAUGAUGGCAGCUGAUAAUUUGG